Triticum turgidum subsp. durum (durum wheat) is the source of this 588-nucleotide messenger RNA. Lineage: Eukaryota; Viridiplantae; Streptophyta; Magnoliopsida; Poales; Poaceae. The record is from the annotation of a GenBank genome assembly.
AUGGACCUGGUCACUUUCGACCGAGCGCAGGGGAAGUUCAUGUCCGGCAACGACGCGAAUAAUGAGCUGGCAACGGACACGGUGCAUCUCAGAUGCGGCGGCGGCGGAACCAUGACGACCAUCUACAGGCUUGGGUAUUGCGCCAGGGACAUCAAGGCGGCGGACUGCGGGCUGUGUGUGGCGCACACGGUGUACCGCUACUUCUUCCCGCUCAACGGCGUCGGCGAGUUGACCGACGAGGCUGCAGGCUGCCGCCGGAGUAUCGUCGCCGUCGUCUCCUGCCUCCUCGCCUCCAUGCUCCUGCUCCAUCUCCUCUUGCUCACGCCGUCGACAGCAGCCGCCGUGUCUCUCGACGCAACAGCAUCGCCGUGGCUGUGGCAGCAGGGUCGCCGCGGUCCUGCGGCAAGGAGGUUGUUGCUGGCCGCACAACCCAGGCCCACCACGGCCGUGGGCGGCACGGAGACCAACGAGUUCCACGUCAACGGCGGUACUCUUCCGGCGGCGGCGAACGGCAAGCCGGUGGAGGUGGGGUUCGACGCCAGCAUGAGGAAAUUUCCCAAGAGCGGCUCAAACAAAAAUCAUAAUUAG